AUGGAUUCUUCCUAUUCGACCUGCUUCUCUCUUUCCAGCUCCGCCUCCCGCCGCCUUCUGCCUCCGGCAGCGGCGCCUGCACCACACAGCGUCACCCUUUCCUGCGAUGAAUAUGCCGUCUCGAAGAUCCUAGCCAUGGUCCUCUGCUUCCUCGUCAUCGCCACAAUCUUCUACCUGGCCUUCGCCGGCCCGGACUCCGAGGAGGAGGACGAAGACGAGGAAGAGCAGCGGGAGGAGCUGCGUGGAGUGAAGAGGGCUAAGCCAAGGGGGCUCGACCCGGCGGUACUGGCGUCGCUCCCGGUGGCGCCGUACGCCGAGGUGGCCGGGGAGGGGACGGUGGGGCCGGAGUGCGCCGUGUGCCUGACGGAGUUCGGCGGCGGCGACGCCCUCAGGACGAUGACGGGGUGCGGCCACGGGUUCCACGCGGACUGCAUCGAUCCCUGGCUCGCCGGUCACGCCACGUGCCCCGUCUGCCGGUCGGACCUGGCGGCGGCCUGCAACGUCAUUGUGGUCGGCGGGUAG
This is a messenger RNA of Musa acuminata AAA Group (dessert banana), 522 nucleotides long. RefSeq names its product E3 ubiquitin-protein ligase ATL9-like. Bases 1 to 522 code for a protein of 173 amino acids. NCBI's taxonomy places the organism in Eukaryota, Viridiplantae, Streptophyta, Magnoliopsida, Zingiberales, Musaceae. The transcript has a single exon. The record is from RefSeq and is a predicted model, not a curated record.